Messenger RNA from Lachancea dasiensis, 1812 nucleotides. The record is from the annotation of a GenBank genome assembly. Lineage: Eukaryota; Fungi; Ascomycota; Saccharomycetes; Saccharomycetales; Saccharomycetaceae.
AUGUCUUCUGAUAGCUCGUUGGGCCAGUUUGUGGCAAGAAACAAGACUGCAAUUGUAGCCACAGUUGCAGCCGGAGCUACAGCUGUGGGAGCCUACUACUACUACCAUCAAUUGCAAGAAAGCAAAAGCCAAACUGAUUCGACCGGGAAAGACGCUAAGGACACCGAAUCGGAAGCUAAAAGCAGCAAGAAGAAAAAGAAAGGAAAGAAAAAGUCCCAAAGCUCAACUACACCAAGCUACCCAGUUGACGCUAAUGGGGAACCUGAUUUGAGUAAUUCGGCGGAGUGGGCUUCUGAGCAGAAAGAUAAGGUCGCUAUGGGACUUAAAGACAAAGGUAAUGAGUUCUUCAAAUCACAGAAGUUUGAGGAAGCGAUAAAGUUUUACACGUUGGCUAUCGAGGUUAAGGAAGACCCUGUUUUCUAUUCGAACAGAUCUGCGUGCUACGUCUCUUUGGGCCAACAAGAAAAAGUUGUAGAAGACACUACAGCCGCAUUGAAGCUGAAACCAGACUAUUCCAAGUGUCUGUUACGUAGGGCAUCAGCGAACGAGAGCUUAGGGAACUUUGCCGAUGCCAUGUUCGAUUUGUCCGCUGUGAGCCUGUACGGUGACUUCAAUGGCGCUUCAAUCGAGCCGCUUUUGGAAAGGAACAUGAACAAGCAGUCCAUGCUUGUUCUCAAGGAAAAGCUUGAAAAGCAGCAACCUCACAAGCUACCUUCCAACACCUCGCUUGCCUCCUUUUUCGGCAUUUUCCAAGCGGAAACCUCUUUCGAAAAUUACGACGAAUCUUCCGAAGCUGACCAGGCUUUACUGGAGGGUUUGACCAAUCUAUACAAAAGAACCGCUGGUGGGUAUGAAAAAGCUGAUGAGGACUUUAACAAAGCCAAGGAAGCCUUCCAGAAGUUGCUAGAACAGUCGCCAGAAGAUGCCAAUUUGAAGAAGAAGGCUGCCAUUGCCCUUGAACACGUUGGUAUCUUCAAGUUUCUGAAAAACGAUCCAUUAUCUGCCCACGAGGACUUGAAGCAAGCUGUGGAAUAUUUCCCAAGGGCCAACUCUUAUAUAUACAUUGCUUUGAUCAUGGCUGAUAAGGGCCAGAGCACCGAGUAUUUUGACAACUUCGAGAAAGCUUUGCAAUUGAAUCCCGCUUGUGCUGCCGUCUACUACCACCGUGGUCAAAUGUACUUUAUUACCCAGCAAUUCGACCUAGCUGGUAAGGACUUUGACAAGGCUAAAGAAUUAAAUGAUACCAACAUUUUCCCAUUCAUCCAGUUGGCCUGUCUCACUUACCGUGAGGGGAAGAUCGAGGAUAGCGAGACAUUGUUUAGCGAAGCCAGAAGAAGGUUCCCAACUGCCCCUGAAGUUCCCAACUUUUAUGCCGAAACCCUCGCCGACAAGGGCGACUUGGCGGGUGCCAGAAAGCAAUACGAGAUUGCUGCCAAAUUAGAAGAUGCUUUGGAAGGUAUUCACGUUGGCGUUUCUCCAUUGAUCGGUAAGGCUACUUUGUUGUCAAGAGAGGCAAGCGUAGAGAACUUUGUAGAAGCUACACAGCUUUUCGAAAAAGCUUGCAAGAUGGAUCCAAGAUCAGAACAAGCCAAGAUCGGUCUUGCUCAAUUGAAGCUACAGCAGGAGGAUAUUGACGAGGCGAUUGCUUUGUUCGAAGAAGCCGCCGACUUGGCCAGGAGUUUCGACGAGAAGUUACAAGCCACAACAUUUGCUGAAGCUACCAAAAUUCAAAAGAAGAUCAGAGCUGACCCUAUCGUGAGCGCUAAGAUUGAAGAAACUUUAGCUGCUUACCGCGCCCAGGGUAUGAUCUAA